Molecule: messenger RNA, 2499 nt
Organism: Lates calcarifer (barramundi perch)
Lineage: Eukaryota; Metazoa; Chordata; Actinopteri; Centropomidae
Gene: tmprss13a
Product: transmembrane serine protease 13a
Exons: 13
Coding region: 182-1669 (495 amino acids)
Biological process (GO): proteolysis
Cellular component (GO): membrane
Molecular function (GO): serine-type endopeptidase activity; protein binding
Source: RefSeq, a predicted model, not a curated record
GGUCAGUAACAAACACACAGUCAAGCAGAAAGGAGAGGAGAAGUUAAGAGACAGGAGAGAAGAGGAAUUUAAUGUGGCGUCACCAUGCUAUAAUCACCGCUCUGUGACUGAGUAAGCACCUGGAUGUGAAAAAGUAUCCACCUACCUGCUCUCACCUCUACUCUCCACUGCUCUGAGUCCAAUGGCAAAGCAUGAUCCGAACGACCCCCCUCCUCCUUACUACUCUGUUGCCGUGCACACCCAACCUCCCCUGACGCCCUAUGAGGAGGUGGUGUACGGUGUGGGUCCAGGCCUGACGCCCCCCACCCAGCCACAUUACAUCCCCCAGUAUGCACCACCUGUGGUAGUUCCCCAGGUCACACGGCCAAGCAUACCCCCCAGCAGGAAGAAGAAAAGAUGCUGUGAGAAUAAUGCCAAGUGUUACGGUGGGUCAGGGGGAGUUUUACUGGUGCUCGCUCUGCUGGCACUGGCCAUCUGGCUUGGAGUUCGUUACGGCACCAGGCUGGCAACGGCAGCGAUCUUGUAUGAUGACGACGAUGAUGACAGAAAUGAAGAUCUGCCGCUGCCAAAGCACGACAGCUGCCCCAAUAAUACUGUCCAGUGUGACGGGAUAAGAGACUGCCAACUUGGCUCUGAUGAAACAAACUGUGUGAGGUUUGGUGAGGAUAAUGGUCUUCAGAUCAAGACAUCUCAAGAUGGCCGCUUCCUACCAGUGUGCUACAAAGGCUGGGACCAGAGCUAUGCUGAACAGACCUGCUCUCAACUGGGAUUCAGACAGUCAAGUGUCACCAAACCAAUUCAAUCCCAGGAGACCACUGGUUUAACAAUGACCAGCAGAUCAUCCUCACCUAUCCAGGGUCUGGUAACAGUCAGUCCUUCCUGUCCAGACCAGAAGAUUGUCUCCCUGCAGUGUGUGGACUGUGGUGAGCAGCAGUCUACAUCCCGGAUCAUUGGAGGCAGCAUAGCCAAGACAGGUCAGUGGCCUUGGCAGUUGUCGCUCCACUUCAGAGGAUCCCAUGUCUGCGGCGGAGUCCUGAUCUCUCAUGAUUUUGUGCUGACUGCUGCACACUGCUUCCCGAGAAGCAACUCUUUGGCUUUCUCAGCUGACCACUGGACAGUGUAUGCUGGACUGGUGUCCCUGGACAAUCUACCUCAGCCUUACCUGGUUAAGAAGAUCGUGCUCAACGAGAACUACAGCAGCAAGACUAAUGACCAAGACAUUGCUCUGCUGAAACUGACAUCUCCAGUCGUUUUCAAUGAUAAAGUCCAGCCAGCUUGUCUGCCAACAUCUGGCCAGCAAUUUCUCCAUGGAACCAAAUGCUGGACCUCAGGCUUUGGCACAACUGAGGCAGGAUCCGGCACCGUCUCCAAGGAUCUGAUGGAAGUGAUGGUGGACAUCAUCGGUACACCAGUGUGUAACAACCUCCGUGUGUAUGGAGGCUCUGUGUCCAGGAACAUGCUCUGUGCUGGGGACCUGAAUGGAGGCAAAGACUCCUGUCAGGGUGACAGUGGUGGACCUCUGGUGUGUCAGAAAGACAAUCGUUGGUACCUGGCAGGGAUCACAAGCUGGGGAGCUGGCUGCGGUGAAAGAUACAAGCCUGGCGUUUAUACCAAAGUCAGUAGUGUUUUGCCCUGGAUCUACAGCAAAAUGCAGCAAGAGAAGCCAUGAUGCCCCUUUGUCUCCUGUGGGUGGUCCGCUUCCCCACUCCCCCCAAUGGACCCCGCACUAUGAAGUCGUCGUAGGAAGAUGGAUGGACUGACACAUUGGUGAGGAGAUGCUGUAGACAGGAAGACAGACAGAUGAAAGGUUGAGGGAGUAGUAGUGCCACAAAAAUGCCCAAGUUGAACAAAGGACAUCUGUCCUGGUUUCCUACAUCAUUUAUAUUCAUCCUCUGUCACAUACACACUAAUCGAUGCAAUGACUUCAGUUCUUGAUUUUUUUUCCCUCUGUCUUUUGGUGUCUCAGUUGUACAGUAUAUUUACUGUAGGUUUAUCUACAGUACAUGUUAAGCGAGCUUUAAAGAUGGCUGGCCCUUCUCUUAUGUGUUCUGUGCCAAUGCAACAGUCCAUUGGACUAUGAUCUCUUAAACUGGUUUGAGAAGGGUACUCUUUAAAAAUGAUUUAUGAUUGUAUAGAGGUGUGUUUUUUGUCCUCAGGGACACAUCUCAGGCUUUUCUAUGUUACCUGUUGUUUAUCACAUUGAAAUUAAGUAAGGACACUUUAUAUAUUCACUUAAUGAAGAAGGAAAUCAGUUUGAUGCUUGACCCCCUUUAUUGAGCUGGCACUCUGUGCACCUAAACCUCCUCUUAUGCUCACACUGUGAAAUUUUUCAGAAAUUGUAUGUCAACAUGUAUGUGUGCGUGUGUUGUCUGUGUCAUAUUUAUGUGGACUGGCCAUGCUGUCUAACAGAAUUUUCUACUUGUCUAACGUGUGGGAUCAGAGCUUUAAACACUGAGCAUACAUAAAAAAAAAUAAAAUAAAGAUGAAGGAAAAUCAUUA